This is a messenger RNA of Lindgomyces ingoldianus, 1326 nucleotides long. RefSeq names its product acid protease. Gene Ontology annotation, cellular component: fungal-type vacuole. The transcript has 3 exons. The record is from RefSeq and is a predicted model, not a curated record. Gene Ontology annotation, molecular function: aspartic-type endopeptidase activity. Gene Ontology annotation, biological process: proteolysis. The annotation marks the transcript as partial. Lineage: Eukaryota; Fungi; Ascomycota; Dothideomycetes; Pleosporales; Lindgomycetaceae.
GUAGAGCCAUCUGGAAGUUGGCUGGGGAAUGAUGGAUCUUGGUCACCGUUUGUCAUUCAGGUCGGAACGCCUGCUCAGAACUUCUCCGUUCUACCUGCAACAAACGGCCAGAACACAUGGGUCCCAAUAGCAGAUGAUUGCCAAAAUCUCAACACAACCAACUGUGGUGCAUCUCGCGGAGUAUUCCCUUUCCACAACGCGCAAAGCCCGGGGUUUCAAACCAAUCUUUCUUUGACGUGGAAACCUAUUGGGCUGUUCGAACUAGGCCAGAAUAGCAACCUGGGAUUCACUGGAAAUGGGUUGUCGGGUUACGAUAUCGUGGGCUUUGUUUCAGACAAUGAUAGCAGUGCUACUUAUAUUGACCAGCAGCCGGUGACAGCGUAUGCUACACCGAAUUUCUGGCUGGGACAAAUGGGGCUGUCGAUACGACGGAUGAAUUUUCGACAGGAUGAGCAUCCGAAUUCAUUUCUGACAAAUUUGAGAGACAGAGGGGUUAUUCCGAGUCUUUCUUUUGGAUAUACCGCUGGAGCUCCAUACCGUAAGUCAUUUCAAUACUUACAGAGCCUCACACUUGGUGGCUACGACCAAUCCCGUACAUCCCCCAAACCCCUUUCCAUCCCAAUAAGCUCAGACACAGACCGCCCCUUAACCGUCGGCCUCCAAAAUAUCCUCGUCACCAAUUCACUAAACGGCACUCUUACACUGUCCGGCAACACCGGCUUCCUUGUUCCAAUCGACUCCUCGAUCCCCGAACUCUGGUUUCCACAAUCCAUCUGCGACAACUUCGCUAAAGCCUUCGGUCUGCAAUACCACGAACCUUCCACGCGCUACAUCAUCUCAGACGGCAUCCGUGAGCAGCUUCGCCAGCUGUCGCCAACACUGACGUUUGUGAUUGGCACGGGGGUUGUUGAAGGACAAACCACGACCAUUGAUAUCCCGUACUCAGCAUUCGACCUUCAAGCAGGCUAUCCCAUUUUCGCGACGACGGUGAGCUACUUCCCAAUUCGACGUGCAGCAAAUGAUUCACAAUAUAUGAUUGGUCGAGUAUUUUUGCAAGAAACGUAUUUGGGUGUGGAUUUUGAGCGGAAGUAUUUUAAUCUCAGUCAAGCGGUUUUUGGGACGCCAAUGCCAGCGCCAGAUAUCGUUACCAUCUACUCUACAAAUAGUACAUCAAACUCCACGGCAAAACCCAACACACCGAAUGGACAGGCCGCUGCGAGAUUGCCAGUGGGUGCGAUCGCCGGGAUCGCGGUUGGAAUUAUUGUUGUAGUGGUCUUGUUGGUGCUGGCGCUGGUCUGGUGUAUUUGGUUUCGGUCGAGGAAGACG